UGUUUUAUUCAUUUUUAUUACACGUAUGUGUGCUUGGGCAUAUUUGAAGCGUCUACAGAGUCCCAGUUAAAUAGAUUUUAUGUUUUAAGCCCCGCAGCCGUUGUGGGCUGAACAUAUAACGAGACUGUACACAGGGUUUGAGGACCCAAGCUAUCAACACGAGAUAGAAAACUGAAUAUUUUCUUUUUUUAUAUAUGUGUAUUGAUAAUUGUUAGCAGGGUGCUACUCACACCGAGUGAGUGUUUGAUGCUGUAUAGUAUUCUGACUGUAACAACCAAGACUUUUUUCCUUGUGAGAGCAGUGUAGACUGCAGGGAUGAAGUCCAAGAAGAAGAAGAGACAGGAUGACUUCCAGAAGGUCAAGUUAAAGGUGGGGAAGACGAAGCCCAAAGCUGAUAAUGCCACCAACACCAACUUUCGCACAAAGGGAAUCCAUCUAACAGAGCAGCUGAAGAGAGACACAAGUGGCCCCACCACACACAGGCAGCUUGGUAUCAAUGACCUCCUGUCCCAGCUCCACCAUUACAAUGCCAAUGUGAAAAAUAGUGCCUUGUUGGGCUUGAGAGAGCUGCUGUCCCUUAAUCCCUCUCUGCUAGAGCAGCAUCUCUCUCGACUGCUCUCUGAAGUGGCAGCUGUUUUCACAGACAAGGAUGGCAAUGUUCGUAUGGCAGCUACACGAGUGCUCAGGUUCAUUGCACAGUCUGUGCCUGCAGAACGAGUAGCACCAUUUUUCCCCCUCCUCAGUGCCCACCUGUCUUGUGCCAUGAGCCACAUCGAGGCAGGCAUCCAGGAGGACGCCAUGAAGGUCCUUGAUGUGUUGCUGGAGCACUACCCUGCUCUGCUAGCAGCACGGCCUGCAGUACUCCUCACUGACUUCCUAGAGUUGAUAUCUCACAGACAAACUAGUGGAGGAGCCAAGAAAAAGGCCCAGGAUGCUAAGGGACGGACCUGGGCACUGUCAGUCAACCCCAGCAGGGCAGUGACCAGUCAGCAGUGGCGACUCUCAGUGCUCCUCAGGCUUGGGCGCUUUCUGCAGGCAGUAGUUGAAGAAAGUGAUAUUUUUGUCCCAACUGAAGGAGUGUUUGGCUCCCGUGAAGAGGGCAGGCUUACACCUCUGCAUCUCACCUGGGAAGAGCUCACCUACAGCAGGGUUGGAGUUAAGGUGUAUGAGCAUUCUGGGGCCAAACCAACUCCACGGUCCACCUUCCAACUCAGACCAGAAGUAGACCCUGGACCCACAGUGGGUGAGGGUCUGGACUCAGCUGAGGCUGUCCAGAGCUUCGCAGCCACACUGGUGCCUCUUCUACUGGAAGUGUGGGUAGAAGCCAGUACCAGUGACUCUCCAUCAAACACCACAGACGGCGCUCACCUGCUCAGUCCCGAUGCCAUGUCGGUAAUGUUCCAGGUGUUGUCGAUUCUGCAGCUGCUGAGAAAAUUGGCACCACAGCAGGAGCACCAGGAUGCACUGGAUGCUUGGUUCUACAAAGAAUACCUGGGAGAUUUUAAGCAGCACUUCAUGAAAAACUUUCCCUACGAUACUCUGGAUACACCCAAACAUAAGAAGAAGGUUGAUCUCAAAAGAAGUAAGCAGAGUGCAGCCGUCCCAGGAUUAACAGUGGAGCCUCUGGCCCUUAACAUCACACUUUGCCAGGUGAUGGUGUCCCUCAGCCAGAGGCAAGGACUCGGCCGAGAGACGGACGGAGACUGGCUGACACCUCUGAGAACGUUUGUGCGAGACACUCUGAGCAGCGGAAUGAAACUGAGCUGCAGGCAGCUCCACAUGCUGCUGGGUACUGUGUGGAAGAUGGUGCUCACACAGAGGAGCAAAACAGUGACAGAGGACCUGUUGGCAGCAGUGUACGUCUACUACAAGCAGAGGCACCUGACUCUGCAGACACGAUCUCUGCUGCUGUCUUUCUAUAGCAAGCUCUACCUGCAGGAACAAGGACACACACACAUAGCGAGGAGUAAGGUGCUGUGUCGUUGGUUGGCAUCUCUUCCUGUGCAGUUGUCCCAGCUGGGCCACCGUAACCCUGCUCUCUCUGCACGACUCAUCCUGUCCAUCCAGGCUGCUGCAUCUCGUGGCCACAAAGACCUUCUGAACAGUCUGCAGACACACGCCUGCAGGCUCUACGAUCCACAGGACGGAGCUGUGGUGCUGUUACCAGCAGAGUCCCAGCAACAAAUGGUGCAGCUGCUCUACUUUCUCCCCAAGAUGUCCCAGUCUCUUCUGGCCAAUUUGAGCUGCUGCUGCACAGCUGGACGAUUCUCUGCCGGCCUCGCCGCCUCUCUGAUUCGUAUCAUACACUUCCGGUCAUCUCUGAGCGGCUGGUCGGUAGGGAGCCAGGAAGCGGCUGUGCAGGACGCGGACUACCUCAGCUUCUUGUUCUCCACCCUGACGGGCUUCUCGUCCGACAAGCUCGCCACCCUGCAGGAGGACGAGAGCGCCCUGCCUCCCUCCCCUCUCUCACCUCUCAGCCUCUACCCCACCUUGCUGGAGCAGUUCACACACCACUGGGAUGUUGUUGAGGAAGUCUGCCACUGUCUGGAAACUCUGGGUUCAAAGUCCCAAUGCUUUGACAUCUUACAAAAUGGCAUUUGCAAAUACCUGACCAACUUAGGGGUGGUGCCUGACAGUAUGGCUGCCGGGCUGCUCAGAGCUGUUUCCAGGUUACUGGACCUGUCUGUUCUGCCCAUUGAGCCUGUGCUGCGCUUCUUGUCUCAGUGCUGCCUCAGCCUGCUGUCUUUGCUCAUCACCCUGCAGCAGGAGUUACCUGCUGAAACCAACCACAAAAGGGAGGCAAUAUGGGGUGCUUGUGUGUCAGCGUUGAGCACCGUCCCUCGCCUGCUGCGGAUGGUAUUGCAGUUAAUGCGCGUUGGAGAUCUGAGUGAGGAGGAGCUGCCGCAGCUCGGACAGGUCCUGUCGAUGCUGCUGCAGCACACGCCGCUCCACAACCAGCUGCUGGCCAACGCUGCUCUGCUGCAAGAGAUCAUCCAACACCUCACGAGGUAUUCCCGGGGUGCGACCAGGGAGCAGUGGUUGACAGACUUACUCUACUGUUACAGCGUCACCGUGGCCCAUGGCUCUUCAGCUCGCCGUGGAAACAUGGGCCUUCGAGACAUGUACUGACCGACACACCCACCAGACCGGCACCUGGUGUGUUGCUCAGUUCCCCCUCUCAAACAUCUCACAGUGACUUUGACAAAACACUCACAGAGCACAAACACAAUGAGUUCAUAUCACAAAACCUUCAGACAGGAAUACAGUGGAGUGACAUGUUUUUUAAUUGUGACAGUGAAAACUCCACAUUCUUGUUUCAUGAACUCCAGUUUGUUUUUUCUGUCUUAAGCUGCCUCUUCAUUGCUUCAUUGUUGGCCUGGUAAUUGUUUGUCCCCCUUUUGCCUCUUUGGAUUGUUGUUGCCAAACGUUGUCCAGUGCUUUCUGAAAGAGCCUAGCGACUUUUGAUUUACAAAAAUGAAACAGUAAAAAAAAAAAAGCAAAAU
Messenger RNA from Epinephelus fuscoguttatus (brown-marbled grouper), 3503 nucleotides. It is a transcript of the gene tex10, whose product is annotated as testis expressed 10. The record is from RefSeq and is a predicted model, not a curated record. Gene Ontology annotation, cellular component: MLL1 complex; nucleus. The coding region runs from base 316 to 3129 and encodes 937 amino acids. NCBI's taxonomy places the organism in Eukaryota, Metazoa, Chordata, Actinopteri, Perciformes, Serranidae. The transcript has 16 exons.